UUUCGGUGCUAUGGAGACGGGCGUUACAAAUAGGGGGACGCACUGAUCUUAUUCGCAGUGUAUCCCCGUCCAGACGCAGAAACUGUUCUCAUGCAAACAUUACAGUCAUGUUUAAAUUUGGCGUGAUCGUGCUUCUUCUGGGUUACAGCCCUAACGCGUUUGCAACCGACUGCACUGCAUGUAAAACUACGUAUGUGGCUGCAAGAGAUGCUACUGACGCCACAGGUGCAGCGAAAUGCACUGCACUCGCGGCAUAUCUGACCUGUCUGGAGACGUCUGCGAAGACUGACACCGGGUGUCCGCUAGCAACUGCUGAUGCCGCUGUCAUUGAGACUGAUUACUCUUCUUGUAGCACGGCGACGGAAUUUACAGCAACCUGCAAAUGUCAGAAAGAGUUCUGGAAGACGGACCAAAGUGCAAAUGCUGCAGCUAUUUGCAGUGCCGCCAAGGCUUACAUACUGUGCUUGAAAGGGGAGACAGCUGUCGCCUGUGAUACGUCCGCUACUCCAGCAACUCUGGCUACUGGUGUAGAAACCAGGAUGACAGGUCUUGGGACAACAGACUGCGCUAUCGCCGACACAUGUCAGUGUCAGAUCAAUACUGCUAAAGCGACUAUUACUUCAAACGCCAACAAAUGCACUGCUUAUAACAAUGAGCUGAGCUGCCUGAGAGUCGCGAAAUCUGCAGGCUGUGACGUCACCGCCACCAAGAGCUCCAUUGCAACGGCUACUGACACUGCAAGAGCUGAUCUGCAAAGUGACUGCACAGCCCCUACUUCUACCUGUCAAUGUGAGAUUACCGCCGCAAAAGGAGACACUGCCUCUGACACACAGUAUUGCACCUUAAUGGGCUCUCUGAAUACCUGUCUCCUGGCGAUCACCACCGCUACCGAGGUCGGGUGUACUGGCACCUCCCAGGCAGCUCUUGUGACUGACACAGGCAGCAGGACUCCCAUCAGCCCUUGUGGUAGUGGUGGAGAUGACCUUAAGGUUGCGAUGACCUCAAUGAUCGUUUCAGUUCUUGCCUGCAUAUUCCUGUAAGAUGAAAACAACCGUCAAUGGCAGAAUUUUUUUAUUCCUAUAUAUUCUUCUUCUUUGUAUCUUUAUACUUACAAGGUGAUGAUGUGCUAGAAAUGUAACACAAUUUAACGGAUUUUCGGCCUGUGUUAACAUUUCUAUAACAAACAGUUUUCUGUAUCCAAGGGCAUGUUUUCAAAAUGAAAAUGGAUGGAAUUAUUCCAAAAUCCCCAAAGCACAAUAUACAUAUGUACUACUUGUAUGACCACCAUGUAUGAAGAUGGAUAAAGCUUAUUGCCACUGAGAAUCAUUGUGUGGUCAUGAGUAUGUUUAUUAUAGUUGUAUAUGUCAGGAAUUAUUGUGAUUUGCAAAGUCACCUGAUGGUUCACGGCAUGCUACAGGUACCCUUUUAAAUGUACAGCAUGUCACUCGUCUAGGUAUAAUGCAUUUACAAAAUGUGUCGUGUUUUGUACUCUAAUGACGUGUUGAGGUACUCACGGUGAUCGUUUGUUAUUCCACAGAAAUAAACAGUACAUUUCACGGUA
Haliotis rufescens (red abalone) is the source of this 1561-nucleotide messenger RNA. RefSeq lists its product as uncharacterized. The record is from RefSeq and is a predicted model, not a curated record. Lineage: Eukaryota; Metazoa; Mollusca; Gastropoda; Lepetellida; Haliotidae. The transcript is spliced from 10 exons. Bases 108 to 1040 code for a protein of 310 amino acids.